Eremomyces bilateralis CBS 781.70 is the source of this 3112-nucleotide messenger RNA. Its product is annotated as Bromodomain-containing protein. Gene Ontology annotation, cellular component: RSC-type complex. The record is from RefSeq and is a predicted model, not a curated record. The transcript is spliced from 4 exons. Gene Ontology annotation, molecular function: chromatin binding; protein binding. Bases 244 to 3030 code for a protein of 928 amino acids. Gene Ontology annotation, biological process: chromatin remodeling. Lineage: Eukaryota; Fungi; Ascomycota; Dothideomycetes; Eremomycetales; Eremomycetaceae.
AUCUCGAUCGUGAACAUCCAUGUCGCGACGGUCCUGUAGCUCAAUCUUCUAUACAAAUUCUAUAUACCCACCGACCCUGCAUUUCCCUUGCCGAGUUACCGUCCUUUCGUGAGCGGCUUGAGGGUCUAUUGCUGAUGCGCAACUGCUCUCUGUCCAUCAAAUUGGACCAGCCACAGCGCGCAACGCGCGCAUAGACUCGCCAUCGCCAGAGGCUCGUCGCGAGUCGCAACCCCCAUCCUAGCCAUGUCCCAAGUCGAAAGCGAGAAUGAGGUGCCCGUACCCACCACGGAGGUGGCCGAGACGACGGAAACGACGGAUACCGUCAUGAAAGACCAAGAUGCCGUUAACGAGUCCCCUGGACAGGCAAACGGAGGCGCAUCGAUACAAGUGACAGAGCAACAGCCCGGAAGUAGCGCUAGGAUGGACACGACCCGAAUAUCGACCGUGUCGGAGGCCGAGUGGGAUGCAAUGAUCGAUGUCCUGAACGCAGUCUAUGCCUACCGCAUCGACGACGAACACGACCCCUCCAAAGUCUUCCACCGCAAAGUGAACAAGCGCGUCCUCCCCGAUUAUUAUACCGUCAUCACCGAGCCCAUGGCCCUCAGCACCAUCAAAGCGAAGCUUAAUACGAAGGAAUACAAGUCCUUCGCCGAGUUUGUGCGAGAUUUCGCCCUCAUUCCCCACAACGCCCAAGUGUACAAUCGACCGGAUGCUGGCGCCUACCAAGAUGCCCUCGUUAUCAAGGAUGUGAUCCAGGAUGAAUUCCAGAAGUUAGCAGAAAAGGGUGUAAUUCCAGCCGAUGUAGCUAAGCUGCCGUUUCUUGGAGAGAUUCCUCCACCGGACGAAGAAGGGCCAGGGGAUGAGGAAGAAGAGGAAGAUGACGAAGAUGACGAGGAGGAAGAAGAGGACACGGACGAUGAAGGCAAGAAGAAACGCCGUCGGGGCGGCCGGGCAUCAAAACGGGACAAGGACGAUGCCAAAGAUGCUGCGGACCCCGACGCCCGGAAGAAACGUGGACGACCACCGCGUGUGGACACCCCUCUAGAGGCGCGGAUUAAGGAGAUCAUCAAAGGCAUGCGGAAGUUCAAGAACUCCACGAAUCAGAUGAAAAUCAGCCAUUUCGAGCGUCUUCCCGACAAGUCUCAAAUGCCCGAAUAUUUCAAUGAGAUCAAGCAACCCAUGGCAAUGGACGUGGUCAAGAAAAAACUCAAGCGGAAGAAGUAUUCUUCCGUUGACCAAUUCAUGAAGGAUGUGGAACUCAUGUUCGAGAAUGCGAAGAUGUACAACCAGGAUGAAAGCAUCAUAUAUAAGGAUGCUGUAGAUCUCCAGGGCGAGACUAGAGCAUUGGCCGAGCAAGCCAAGAAACGUCCAGAUACCGACUUUGUCAUGGAAGACGGUAGGUUGCCGAUGCCCAACGGCAUCUUGCACGGGGGAGAGCUUUGGAAAGUCGGCGACUGGGUACAUAUCCAGAAUGCCAACGAUGUCACCAAGCCCAUCGUUGCCCAGAUCUAUCGCACCUGGCAAGAUGCCGAUGGUGACAAGUGGGUGAACGCUUGCUGGUACUAUCGCCCGGAGCAGACCGUCCAUCGAUUUGACAAACACUUCUUCGAGAAUGAGGUGGUGAAAACGGGUCAGUAUCGGGAUCAUCGGAUCGAUGAGGUUGUCGAUCGAUGCUUUGUGAUGUUCUUCACUCGCUACAACAAGGGACGCCCUCGCAACUUCCCGCCUGACAAAGAGAUCUAUGUUUGCGAAGCUCGAUACAACGAAGAGAAGCACAAGAUGAACAAAAUCAAGACAUGGGCUAGCUGCUUGCCGGACGAGGUUCGCGACAAAGACUAUGAGAUGGAUUUGUUUGAACAGCCGAAACGGAUGAAGAAAAUACCCAGUCCAAUAGUGUAUAUGCUCAAAGACGAUGCAAAGGAGACCGAUGACCUCCCCAAACCGACCUGGGGUGCAGAGAAUGCACCACCAAAAAUUGGAGCUGUGCACAAACGGCCACGGGACCCAAAGGAUUCACCACCUCCCGAACCGACACCAUCCCCACCACCUCCUGCGCCUCCACAAACUGUACAGCGACCUACGACGGCAACACAUCCAACACCCGCUGGCUAUCGGGAUCAAAGCGACUUCAUGAAUGCAGCCGGUCAUCCCGGCUCCGCCAUUGGCACCUCACCCUCUCAGCGUCCUCCCGCGCAUGCUUACUCGGCCAGCCAGUACGGACAACAUCCUCCGGUUUCUCCAGCUCCCCCACGCACCAACACCCCAGCCCACGGCGCCGCCUUCCAACCCUCGCCAAUAACCCCUGGACCGCACCCGGUGGCGUACACUGGCCCCACGCCUAUCGCUCAAGCCGCUCAUCAUCCCCAUCCCGCCCCACAAAAUUUCCCCACGUCCCACACCGUUACCCCAGCGACACAUGGUCAUCCACAAGUCUACCCGGCACCACAGGGCGUCGGCUCUCGUCCGACGUACCCGGUGCAGCCGCCCAGUGGCCAAGGGCAUCUCGGCUACAAAGCACCGACGAUCGAUGUGUACCACUUAGAUGACCGCGCGAACUCGUCGGUUCCUCCCGAGAUCCGCAAGCAGUUCCACACGGACCGCCAGGGUCGAAUCCUCUUCUACGCAGCGCCACCCGCGCAGACCGAACCGACGGAUGGAGUCAAAGGCAUUCACGGAGGCAAGAUCUUGGGACACGGCGCGCGGUAUCUCGCGGCCAAAGCGGAGCGAGAGAAGAAACUUUUGGCAAAGCGAAAACUGGAAGGAUCGAACGGGCAGGGAUCACCGCCGAAUAAAAAAAAUCGAACGGGGUCGAACGAGGCGGACGGUGAUCGAUGGAGCAAGGAUGUCCAAGACCUCAUGAAUCAGGCGCUCGGACUCUGGGGCCAACAGAUUCUAGACGGGAUGAUUUCCGAUAUGAAGCACCGGUAUGGCGAAAGCAGGUGGCAAGGUGGAUUGCAGGAGGAACUGAGCCGGGUGGCAGGGCUGCAGGAAAAGAGAAUGGAGCUAGUGGAGGGACGGGAGACGGCUUGAGAAUACGUCUUUACUCUAGAAGGGCAUUCCAGAAUCAGAGCGUUUCCUUUCCUUGACGUUCCGUCCCCAGACCGCGACACUC